AUGAACUGGAGGAAAGUCCCAGGCUUGGACGGACUGCCGGUGGAAUUUUAUUCCACAUUUUGGGAUGUCCUGGGCCCUGUCUUCCUUGAGAUUGUGGAAGAAGUACUGACCCGAGCGUUGCACCUGACUCAGACGUUCAGUAGGGCCUCGGGUUCAGCGCUCAACCUCGGGAAGACAGAGGUGAAGUACUUUGGGUUCUGGCAAGGUCAUUGUCCUUCCUGUGCUGUGGGCCGUGAGGACUGCAGCCUGUGCAAGAGUGCAGACCCCAUCUACAGUUGUGUGUGGUGCGAUAAAACCAAGUCCUGCGAGUAUCGGAAAAGGUGUCCGAGUGGUGAGCGGAGGAGGGACUGUCCCAACCCUGAAAUCACUGAUAUCAUACCUCGGUAUGGGCCUCUGAAUGGGGGGAUUUCAGUGACCAUCAAAGGCUCCAACCUGGGUAUCGUGAAAGUGGACAUAGAGAGCAUCAGAGUGGCCGGAGGGCCCUGUGUGCACCAGGAAGAGAAGUACUCCGUGUCCACCAGCGUGGUGUGUGAGAUCGGUGGAGUCCAACAGAAGCAGUCAGGGGUUGUGGAGGUGAAGGUGAAAGGAGGGAAAAGCGGGACGUCGAGUGUCAUGUUCACAUACAGGGAUCCCAGACCCGAAAGGGUCCAGCCUAACCGAGGCCCACGGGCGGGAGGAACUCUUAUCACAAUAACAGAAACGGACCUGGAAACCGGUACCAAGGAUGACGUCAGCAUCACUGUCGGUGGGGUGGUGUGUAUCAUGGAGACGUUCCAGAAAAAUAUAACCUGCAAAACCGGAGAGUACACGGUACAGAAGGUCCCCUCUGAUAACCUGACAGUGACAGUGAAGUACGGGAAGCACACCACGAAAGAUGUGCCUACGCCGUUCAGGUUCUUUGAGAAUCCUAAACUGGAUCACCACUAUCCAGACACAAGUUUUGUAUGUGGGGGGCGGAUCAUUUUUAUCGUCGGCACCGGGUUUGACCUCGUCCAGAACGCUGCCGUGAAAGUGGUGCCCUCCAGCGAGCAGUCAGGCGUCACCAGUCCACUGAAGUCUGAAGUGGAGGUAAAAGGCGAAAAUGACGCAGUAAUGCAGUUCUCCUCCCCGACGGUGAACGUGACCGAUGGGAUAGCGUCUCUCAGGACCUACAUCGUCAUGGACAACAUUGAGCUUGAGCUCAAGCCUUUUGACUACCACCCGGAUCCUACGUUUGAAGAGAACCAAAAAAGGAUUGUUUCAGAGAACAGCAUCAUAUCUGUAACUGGUAAAGGUUUCGCCAAAGCAAUGACAGCCCAAGAAGCAGAAGCCUUUGUGGGAGACGUCUCUUGUGGGGUCAGCAUCUUACAGAAUGACAAGCUCUUCCUGGACUGGACCCAACCAACAUCUUGCUUCAAGAGGCCCAAGAGAGACACAAAGGCAGAUUUGCUGGAACUUAAGAUUAAGUUCGGCCAUGGGCAGUGGAUUGUAGGCUCAGUGGAGUAUGAAAAGAAGACUGAGGCAUCCUGGACAUCUCCCCUGGACAUCAUAAUUCCUGAAGUGAUUGCCCCGAUGGUGGGGAUCAUCAUAAUCAUAGCCUCAGUGUGCUGCUACAGGAAGCAAGCUGAGAGAGAAUAUGAGAAACUGAGGCAGCAGCUCGAGAACCUGGAGGGGAGCGUUCGUGACCGCUGCAAGAAGGAGUUCACAGAGCUCAUGAUUGAAAUGGAGGACCACACCGGUGACCUCAGUGAACCCUGUAUCCCCUUCCUGGACUACAAGACCUACACAGACCGCGUUUUCUUCCUGCCUUUCAAGAACAGCGCCAGUGACGUGAUGAUCACUGGCAAGCUGGACAUUCCUGAGGCGAGGAGGGCCACAGUGACGCAGGCCCUCAACCAGUUCCUCAACCUGCUGAAUAGCAAGCCUUUCCUUCUCAGUUUCAUCCGCACCUUAGAGGGGCAUCCUGACUUCAAUGCCCGGUCAAAGGGCUACUUUGCCUCCCUGCUGACGGUGGCGCUUCACAGCAAGUUGGACUACUACACAGACAUCAUGAGGACACUCCUGUUAGAACUCAUGGAACAAUAUGCCCGGAGCAAGAACCCCAAGCUCAUGCUGCACAGGUCAGAGACGGUGGUGGAGAAAAUGCUGUGCAACUGGAUGUCUAUCUGUCUCUAUCAGUUCUUGAAGGACUCGGCAGGAGAGCCUUUGUACAAGCUGUUCAAAGCCGUCAAACACCAAGUGGAGAAAGGCCCAGUGGAUGCUGUCAUGAAAAAGGCCAAGUACACGCUGAAUGACGCUGACCUGCUGGGGGACGACGUGGAGUACUGUACGCUGACUCUGCAGGUCCUCGUUCACGGGGAAGGGCCAGGUGUCACUUUGGUCAAGGUACUCAACUGUGACACCAUCUCCCAAGUGAAGGAGAAGAUCCUUGAGCAAGUGUACAAAAAUGUGCCCUAUUCUCAGAGGCCCAAGGUGGAAAGCGUCACUCUCGAAUCUGCUGGGCAGAUUCUGUCGGACCUUGACUUGACAUCGCAAAAGGAGGGCAGAUGGAAGCGCAUGAACACUUUGGCCGACUAUGACGUGCGAGACAACGCCACUCUCGUCCUGUCUAGGGUCCUGCAUCCUCUGCAGUCUUAUGACCAGCACCAGGACAGUCAUGAAGAGAGAAAUGCUCUGCUUGAAGAGGACAAGGUGUUCCACCUGGUGCGGCCAGCAGAGGAGGUGGAUGAGGUCAAAUCCAAGAAGGGCAACAUGAAGGACAAGUCGAUGACCAAAGCCAUCACAGAGCUUUAUUUGAUGCGGUUGCUGUCUGUCAAGGGCACUCUACAACAGUUUGUGGACGACUUCUUCCACAGUGUCCUCUGUUCAUCCGUUGGGCCCCCAGCAGUCAAGUACUUUUUUGACUUCCUGGACGAACAGGCACAGAAGCACGACAACGUGGAUGACCAGACCAUUGACAUGUGGAAGACCAGCAGCUUGCCUUUGAGGUUCUGGGUGAACAUCCUGAGGAACCCCCACUUCAUCUUCGACAUUCACGUGAACGAAGUGGUGGACGCCUCCUUGUUUGUUAUUGUCCAGACCUUCAUGGAUGCCUGCACCAAGAGCGAGCGCAAGUUGAGCAGGGAUUCCCCGAAUCACAAAUUACUCUAUGCAAAGGAAAUCUCCACAUACAAGAAAAUGGUGGAGGAUUACUACAAGGGCAUCAGGGAGAUGGUGCCCGUCAGCAACCAGCAUAUGAACACCCACUUAGCGAAGGUGUCACGGUCUCACACAGGCAAACUCAGCACCCAGGUGGCUCUGCAUCAGCUGUACCAGUAUGCAAACAAGUACUAUGAUGUGAUCAUCACCUCCUUUGACGAGGACCCCGCUGCCCAGAAUAAACAGCUUGCUCUGAGACUGCAGCAGAUAGUGGCUGUACUGGAGAACAAAGUGACAGACCCCUAACCUCUGUAGGAGGGUGGGGGCCGGUUUUGGUACUGUGGGGCCAGAAAUUAAAGCGGAGUUUAUUUCAUAUGGCCUGAGUCCUGAGUGGAAUAGCAAAGACGUGGGGAAGGGAAGGAAUGGGGCUGUUCCGAGGAAGCUCCCCCCCCCCAUCUUAAAUGUUUGUUGUGUCUGAAACGGUGUCACAAUUCCCUAACGGUUCUCAAAGUCGAUCCCCCUCCCUGUGCUGGUCCAGAUCAUACAACACGUGCCAAGGGGCCGAGGGAUCUGCAGGAGACACCACACCAGACGUUCUCAAUGAUGAGACAUGUGACCAUUGCAGCCCGGCCUUUGAAAUAAGCCCUUCCUUAAUCGCAGGCUUUAUCUGUUCAGCUGUUGUUAGUUGUUGUUGUUCAGUUAAAUGUUCAAUUUCUUCCAGUAUAAAAAAAGUUUAAGAAUAGUACAGAAUAUUAGAAUAAGAUUAAGAAUUAAGUUUAUAGUUUUUAUUGUGCAUUUUUUACCCAGAAAGCCUUAUAUAUUUACAUUUUUUGUUUUUGAUAUGUCAUAUUUUUGUGCCUGAUAAAUGUUCUCCAGUUGUUCAAUGAUGGGAAGGAUGGGACCUCUGUUUUGAAGUGAGAUAUAAAGUUAAGGGUCUGGAAUCUGUGUAUUGGACCGCCAGUGACCAAUGUGUUCAUUUCCUUGCCUGUUGGGCCUUCUUGUCCUCAUCCCCUGUACAAGGGGGUUGUGCAGAAAACAGCACUGCAGCAUGGGAGAGCACAUAUCGCAGUUAACCAUACUGUCAUAAGAGGCACCUCUGUCACUCUGCGGACACCCCCAUCUCUCAUUUUCGGUGGAGUAGAUGUAUCUAUUCAUGAUUAGAUCUCACUUUUUUAUUGUUACUUUAUCAUUAUUAUCUUUGCGACAGCUGUUGUUGCUCUCGGCUCUUUUUCCAAUGUCUACUUCAAAGUUUAAAGGAGUCAUACUGACAUUCUGAAAAAUGUUAGAAGUCUUUCACAUUGUCACCAGCCUGUUUCGGUAUGAGCCAUAUCCUUUCUGAUGACGAUGACAUACUUAGUUCUGUUUUUCUCUGACUAAAUGCUUGUAAAUUGUUGCAUUUCUAAUCUUCAGUAAACUGGUACCGUAAAAUGUAUGAUUGCUAACCAAUUAUUUUACUGAGUCUUGUGAAUCAGGUAGCUCUUACCAGGUGAUUUGGUGCGGUUCCCUGUCUACCCUUUAGUCUCUCUCGACUGCUGUUGCCCAGGUCUCAGUGCUGGGCCCCUUACUCUUCUCUAUCCACAUGUUCUCCCUUGGCUGUCAUCGAGUCUCAUUGACUCUCCCAUCAGUCCUAUGUCGAUGAUAUCCAGCUCUGACUCAAGUAUGUUCUUCUUUCAGCUCACUGAAGGCAUAACCUAGUCCAGCAGAUACAUCCUGCACAACUUCAGCUGAAUAAACAUUUGGCUUACAACACACUCUAUGCAGCUUCUUCCUGGUCCAGGCCAUUGUAAUAUCCUACCUACACUACUGCAUAUCCCUUGUGUCUGCUCUUCUGGCCUCUACCAGCGAGCCUCUCCAGCUGAUCAAGAACCCCUGCAUGAAUUGUAUUUGACUUGCCAAGGUAUUCCCAUGAAUCGUUCUUUGUCGUUCUCUGUUGGCUUCCUGUAGCUGCUGGGUUCAAGUUUAAAUCUCUGGUGCUUGCCUACAAGCCCAUCAGUGGAUUUGCUCCCAGAUACCUCAAGAACAUGAUCACUUUCAAUAGCACAGCCAGAUUCUUAUGCUUCUCCAACUCUAGCCACUUCAUAGUCCUGCCAGGAAAAGUCCAAAAUCAGAAGUCUAAAGGUUCUUUGUCUGUGUAUCAAUAUGGUGGAAUUAACUUUUUUUCUCUCCCUCAAGAUCUAGGGAGUCACUCCACAAAAUCCAUCUCUUCCAGAUCCAUUUCUCUACUAAUUUUAUUUGCUCCAGAAAUGUGGACAUUUUUAAAAAAAUGUACUCCCCAAAUUCUUUACACAACUCUUUGUGUAAUGUAUGCUUGCAAAAAUGGUA
Molecule: messenger RNA, 5439 nt
Organism: Scleropages formosus (Asian bonytongue)
Lineage: Eukaryota; Metazoa; Chordata; Actinopteri; Osteoglossiformes; Osteoglossidae
Product: plexin-B2-like
Exons: 27
Coding region: 1-3423 (1140 amino acids)
Biological process (GO): regulation of cell shape; regulation of GTPase activity; positive regulation of axonogenesis
Cellular component (GO): semaphorin receptor complex; plasma membrane
Molecular function (GO): semaphorin receptor activity
Source: RefSeq, a predicted model, not a curated record